UGGCCCGGGCGCCUGCGUAGUAUCGCACAUUGGCCUCCGCUCGGUUGCCAUGGCGGCCGGCCUGAGCGGGAUGUUUGGGAACCAGGGCCCGGUCCCUCCGCCCCCUCCGCCGCCUCCCCCUCCGGUCGCCUCCGGUGGCCCAGGCCCUGCCGGCCUUUUGCCCCUGAACUCUGCGGGGCCGCGAAAUCCCAACGGCACGCUGGUGGACGAGCUGGAGGCCUCCUUUGAGGCUUGCUUCGCUUCCCUUGUGAGUCAAGACUAUGUGAAUGGAACAGACCAGGAAGAAAUUAGAACUGGUGUUGACCAGUGUAUUCAGAAGUUUUUAGAUGUUGCCCGACAAACAGAAUGCUUUUUCCUGCAAAAAAGGUUACAGCUAUCUGUCCAGAAACCAGAGCAAGUAAUUAAAGAGGAUGUUUCAGAACUGAGGAAUGAACUGCAGAGGAAAGAAGCGUUGAUGCAGAAGCACUUGGGGAAGUUGCGACAUUGGCAACAAGUUCUGGAAGACCUCAACGUCCAGCAUAAAAAGCCUGCUGAAAUGCCUCAGGGACCUCUAGCUUACUUAGAGCAAGCUUCAGCAAAUAUCCCGGCACCUCUUAAGCAGACAUGAACAAGAAAGGUCCUUCUGCUCCUAGACCAAAUGAUGUGGAACCUUUCAAAACCUUGUACAGUUUGUAUGGUCUAACUUUUUUUUUUACUGUCAGCAAUAUUACUAAGGUGAAUAAUGCAGUUUGUCAUACAGGGUAUCGGGGUUCUUUUUGUAUGUGCUGUGUCCUGAAAAGAAACUACUUGUGCGGCAGGAAGCUCUGCUGUGCGAGAUAUCAGAAUGCCUCCAGCUGAAUAAUAAUCUGAAAGAGCAAGAACAGCAGGCCGGCUCUCGGGUGUCGCAUGGGGUGCCCUGGAAGACAGAACUGCACAUUGAAGACUGAAAGAACCACGUGUCGUUCCUUACAUUCAGGGGAUCACCGCUAGAACCAGAGUUUCUGACUGUUGUGGGAAGAGUAUUUGGCAAAGUCAGCGAGUCCUUGAAUGAGUCCGAAUUAGUCCUUUGAAUUUCAGCCAGUGUUUUGUUCUGAAGAUUGCUUACAGUGACUGCUUACUUUCCACUUGCUACCUCUUAUUUCCACCUACUUCUGUUCAUGAUUCAGACAUUCAAUCAAGUGCUGUAUAGGACAUGAUCCUGUUUCUAUUUUCCUUGUGCCCACGGGGGAGAUUAGAGUAGACACUUUCUUUUGUUGUUUUAAUGUUCAAUGGCUGACAUCUAUAGCACUUCUUCCAUAUUGCCUUGUUUGUCCGUCUGAAGUCACAUCCUUUUGUUCCUGAAAGUACCUUGCUCUUAAUUACCUUUUCAAGAUAAACUCAGGUUUGUUGUUCAAAGUCAUACAGUAGAAGAACAGACAGCACCCAAGAGAAAUGGCCAGCUAAUUUGAAUUGUAUUAAGUUGAUGGAACUGUCUGUGAGCCAAGAGUUACUUGCUGAAUACUUUGAAUGAACAAAAGUGGAGAAUAAAGUCACACAUGAACAAACAGAAAUUAAACUGUCUAUCUUUAUUUUAAUAGCAUCACCAAGUAGUCUCUUGGUGACACCCAUUUUUAUUUUGUUUAGGAAACGUGAUAGUAGUUUUGUAUAGAAAAUGCUUUCUUUCAGCUGCAGCAGAUUAGAUCUAAUGAAUCACAAAUGGAAACAAGUUCACAGAAUGGAUCUCUCUCUCUUCUUUCCUGAAAAGCUGCUCCUGAGAGUCAGGGAAACCUUUGGGAACAGAGUAGAUUUGGGGCUUGUGACUUAAGGAGAAUCAGCAGGAAUUACCUUGGACAUAAGCCUGUUCUGUAAAUGCUGCAAGAGGUUGUGCCAGGUGGGGGUGUGGGGGUGGGGUGGAUUUCUACAGGUUAUCCCUUUUUGCUGCAGCCUCUGGAAUUCACUGUGUUACCAAGGAAUCCUUCACUUCAGCACAUGGAUGUGCUGUGAAAAAAAGAGCCAAGAUCAACAGAACUGUGAAAACAUGGAACUUCUGUUUUGUAUUUUUCAGCAACCACGCUGCAGGGCAAGCAGGGGACGUUGAAACAAAGGGAUGCUUUAAAAUCAUUGUAUGAUGCAGCAAUUGUGGGUGGGAGGGGGAGGGAAAUUCAGCUCUCGAGAGUCCAAAUCUGCUAUCCUAUGUAUGGGAAGUCCCAUCUCUUUCUAAACAGCUCUUUGGAUUGCCGCAGUAGAGGUCUCUGAGAGCCACACCUCUCUUCCCAAAGUCUAUUCCAAAUUCCA
Molecule: messenger RNA, 2253 nt
Organism: Eublepharis macularius
Lineage: Eukaryota; Metazoa; Chordata; Lepidosauria; Squamata; Eublepharidae
Gene: MED28
Product: mediator complex subunit 28
Exons: 4
Coding region: 50-607 (185 amino acids)
Cellular component (GO): mediator complex
Source: RefSeq, a predicted model, not a curated record